AUGGUCAGCAUUGAUAACUUUUUCAAGAAGGGGACUUCUGGAAGACAUCCUACCAAAGGUCAGUCGGCGACAGCACCAGGUUCGAGCUCAUCUGUGGAAAAAGACGGUGCAUCGAAAUCAGUUAUUGAUCUAGUUGAUUCAGAUAAAGAGGACCUUGGGGCCUCUGAAACCCAGAGUAGUCAAAACAAUCAAGACAUGUCACUGGAAAUUUUAGAUGAGGACCCUCAGCCCAAGAAGCGCAGUCGGGCAGCACCAAGUAGAGCGCAAAUUCCAACUAAAGCAUCGCAGCAAGACAAGCAAAAGGCAUCUGCUUCUCCUCAAAAAAAGGCCAGGACUACCAAACCUACUAAAGCACAACCUCCUGGGUCUGGGUCGUUGGAGGAGCUUCUCUCGAAGAUUCCUUCUAUUGAUUUGGACGCCGUUCAUGUAAAGGAAAGCGUUGGGUUCGAUUUUCGAGCUAAUGCCCAGGGUGAUGCCUCUUCUCAAGUACCAGCAGAUGGCUCAGACUUUCCUGAAGGUGAACCCAAUUGCUUAUUGGGGUUAACAAUCGUGUUUACAGGUCAAUUGCCAACUUUGGAGCGUGGGACAGCUGAGGCCAUAGCUAAAAGGUACGGUGCUAGGGUUACGAAGUCCAUAUCCAGCAAGACUUCUUUGGUGGUUCUUGGAGACGAAGCAGGCCCCAAGAAAUUGGAGAAGAUAAAGCAACUAGAGAUCAAAGCCAUAGACGAAGAAGGUUUCAAACAACUUGUCUCUGGGAUGCCAGCAGAAGGUGGAGAUAACACGGCUGCUGAAAAGGCUCGGCAAAAACUUAAACAACAAGAAGAAGCUGCUCAAGAUGAGGCCCGAGAAAUGGUUAAGCGUGAACAAGAACAGCGGGAGAAACUCAAAAACUCGCGGCAGGCUGAUGGUACUGUGAAAGAUUCCAAACAUGUUACCAGAGAAGAGGAUAAAUUAUGGACUGUCAAGUACGCGCCGACCUCGCUAAAUCAUAUAUGUGGCAACAAAACUAGUGUCGCAAAAUUGAGAACAUGGCUGACCAACUGGAGAGGCUAUCAGAAACAAGAUUUUAAGCAGCCUGGAAAAGAUGGCCUUGGUGUCUUUAGAGCAGCGAUGCUUUAUGGCCCUCCUGGAAUUGGAAAAACAACCGCUGCACAUUUAGUUGCUAAAGAGCUAGGCUAUGAUGUGCUAGAAAAAAACGCAUCCGAUGUGCGGUCAAAAUCCUUGCUGAACGCAGGUGUGAAGAAUGCGCUAGAUAACACCUCGAUAGUAGGAUUUUUCAAAUCAAAAGAAGACGGAGACGUGAAUCAAAGGAAGUUUGUUAUUAUCAUGGAUGAAGUGGAUGGUAUGAGUGGUGGUGAUCGCGGAGGUGUUGGUCAGAUGGCCCUCUUUUGCCGUAAAACUUCUAUGCCCAUGAUUUUAAUCUGUAACGAAAGAAACACUCCAAAGAUGCGGCCUUUUGACAGAGUUUGUCUCGACGUGCAAUUUAGGAGACCUGAUGUGAACAGUGUCAAAGCAAGACUCAUGACGAUUGCAGUCAGAGAGAAAUUUCAGCUAGACCCAAAUAUCAUUGAACGACUUGUCGAGGCUACUAGAGGUGAUAUAAGACAACUGAUAAAUCUUUUAUCGACCAUCUCGACUACUACGAAGAAGAUAGGUCAUGAAAAUGCUCAAAAAAUAGCUCAAGCUUGGGAAAAAAACAUAGCAUUGAAGCCAUUCGACAUAGCCCACAAGCUAUUUGAUGGGCGCAUAUAUUCGGACAUUGGGUCCAAGAGUUUUCCAUUGUACAAAAAAAUGGAGUUAUACUUUGAUGAUUUCGAUUUCGCGCCGUUGAUGAUACAGGAAAAUUAUUUGCAAACAAGGCCCUCUGUUCUGAAGCCAGGUGAAACUCACUUAUCGGCAGUAGCAGACGCGGCGGAGAGUAUAUCACAAGGCGAUCUCGUCGAAAGAAAAAUACGAAGCAGUGAACAACAAUGGAGUCUGUUACCAUUUCAUGCGAUUAUGUCGUCUGUAAGGCCUGCCUCUGCAGUAGCUGGCCAAAUGGCCGGAAGAAUUAACUUCACAUCAUGGCUAGGUCAAAAUUCGAAAACUGGAAAGUUCUUUCGUCAACUGCAAGAGCUACAAUAUCAUACUAGAUUGAGCACAUCCACAGAUAAAUUGGGACUGAGAAUGGACUACAUGCCUACUAUGAAACGUAGAUUAUUAGAUCCCUUAGUGAACGAUGGAGGAGAUGGAAUUUCUGAGGUCAUUCAAACAAUGGACGACUACUACUUGUCCAAAGAAGAUUGGGAUUCUAUCAUGGAAUUCAUGAUUGGAAAUGACAAGACUGACGCACAGAUCAAGAAGAUCCCUACUGCGGUCAAAAGUGGUUUCACUCGCAAAUAUAACGCAAUGAUUCAUCCUGUGGCAAUUUACAAAACUGGAUCAACGACUGCUGUUGGUGCCAAGUCAAAGGCUACGCCAGACUUCGAAGACAUCGUAGACGCUGACGAUGAGGUUCCUCCGGCCGAUGACGAAGAAGAGCAGAAAGACGACACGGAUUUUAAGAAGGACAAAUUAAUUAAACAAGGCAGGCCAAAAGCCACCAAGAAGAGGCCUGCAUCUGCGGCUAAGAAAGCACCAGCAAAGAAACGUAAAGCUUAA
Lachancea nothofagi CBS 11611 is the source of this 2640-nucleotide messenger RNA. The record is from the annotation of a GenBank genome assembly. NCBI's taxonomy places the organism in Eukaryota, Fungi, Ascomycota, Saccharomycetes, Saccharomycetales, Saccharomycetaceae.